This is a messenger RNA of Theobroma cacao (cacao), 1155 nucleotides long. The record is from RefSeq and is a predicted model, not a curated record. Lineage: Eukaryota; Viridiplantae; Streptophyta; Magnoliopsida; Malvales; Malvaceae.
AUGGAAAGCACAAUCACUUUGGUGCUUGAGAUUGUUUAUGAUAUACUUUUACGCCUACCUGCAAAGUCUCUACAGCGAUUCAAGCUUGUAUCCAAGCCAUGGGGUUCUCUGAUAUCUGAUCCUAACUUUGCUGAAUCUCAUCUCUGUCGAGUAAACACAUCCCAAGACAAUGUUAACCUGUUGCGGGUUGGGCAGAUAAGAGCCGUGAUGGGGCCUCGUCCACGUUUGUCACUCUAUUCAAUGGACUCCGAUGGCUUGAAUCGUGAAAUUGUAAAGCUAGACUAUCCCUUCGGCGAUAAUCUGCGCCAUGCUCGAAUCUUGGGUUCUUGUAAUGGUUUGUUACUUAUAGAUACAGAAAGCUGUGCAGAGUACUUUUUGUGGAAUCCAUCAACCGGUAAGUACAAGACGAUUCCUCCUCCUUUUAUUCAGGAGGAUGGUGAGUUUAUUUCAGGACUUGCUUACGAGUCUACCUCUAGAAACUACAAAGGAAUAAUAGUUUCUCAUUAUGUCAGCGGACCAUCAUCUCCAUCUCAUGAUAAUUAUGGCAAUUAUGAAUCUUUAUGCUACCGUGUUUAUGAUUAUCAAAAAAAUUCAUGGACAUCAAAGGAUUUCUGUGAGUUUUCUUAUCGGAUACACACUAGUAGUACGGCUGUUAUGGUUAAUGGAGUUCCACAUUGGUGUGUUUAUCGUCGAAAAUUAAAUGAACAAGUGGAGUUACCAAUGUGGGCAACCCAGGAGAUGAAAUUCGAUUUGGGAGUCUUGGGAGGAUGUUUAAGUAUGUCCCUUAAUCCUCAUGGAAGCUUUACUGAAGUAUGGGCAAUGAAAGAAUAUGGAAUACCGGAAUCUUGGACUAAAUUGUUUGUCAUUUCAUCGUCCUUUGGUAAAUUGAGGCCAGUAUGUUUCCCAACGAACAACCGAAACAAAGUUCUACUGAAGGUAGGUGUAGAGAAGUUAGAGAAGUGGAAGAAGGAAGGUGUAGAGAAGUGGAUAAUCUUCGAUCUUAAAGAAGAAAUCACGGAGAGGAUUUUGUUACUAAAAAAUGGCAACUGGUUUGACACGUAUUUAAGCGAAUGUACUUAUGUAGGUAGUCUAGUUUUUCCAGAAGAACACCAAACUAAUCAUGAGGAAUUGGUUGAUGAAUUUUGUACUCUGUGA